AGAGAGGGAGAGAUGAGGAUGGAAGGAGGGGAGGAAACGCAGGCUCCAGAGAGGGUGUCUUUGACCUGGGAGAGCCACCCGCCGCAGCCCGCAAACAGCAGCCGGGCUAAGUGGGUCCGGCUGAACGUCGGGGGCACGGUUUUCCUCACCACCAGGCAGACCUUGUGCCGGGAGCAGAAAUCGUUCCUCUGCCGCUUGUGCCAGGGGGAGGAGCUACAGUCAGACCAGGAUGAGACUGGUGCAUACCUUAUAGACCGGGACCCCACAUAUUUUGGACCCAUCCUGAAUUUCCUCCGUCAUGGCAAGCUGGUACUGAAUAAAGACAUGGCUGAGGAGGGGGUUCUAGAAGAAGCUGAAUUCUAUAACAUCGGCCCUUUAAUCAGAAUAAUCAAGGACAGACUGGAGGAGAAGAACUACACCGUAACACAGGUGCCUCCGAAGCAUGUGUACCGGGUGCUGCAGUGCCAGGAAGAAGAGCUCACUCAGAUGGUUUCCACUAUGUCAGAUGGAUGGCGCUUUGAGCAGCUGGUGAAUAUCGGGUCAUCCUAUAACUAUGGGAAUGAGGACCAGACAGAGUUCCUGUGUGUAGUCUCCAAAGAGCUGUACAACUCACCCAAUGGCCUGAGCUCUGAGCCUAGCCGCAAAGCCAAGCAAAUUAAUCUACUUGGGAUUCUGCUAAUUCUGUCCAGAUUCUCUCUCCUGCUCCCUUCCCGCCCAUGGGGUUCUUGUCACCUCUCUCCUACUUCCUCCCUUCCACACAGUUCUUUCCCCAAGAAUCCCUCCCUCCACUCCCCUCUUCCCUCACUCUCUCUCCUCAUGCACCUAGGUUCCUGCCUCCCCUCCCACCUUCCACUCCUGGUGUCCUGUGUGCUCCCUGCUCAGGAUCCUGUCUCCUCCUGCUCCUCACUCUUCCUCCUCUGCAGUUGUUACAAGCCAGAGGCCUCAGGAUGUGAUACCGACGAUCAACUCCAGCCUUUUAAUUUCCAUUUAAAAAUCUUUAUUUUUGUACUGUAGUUUAUGGCAGCCCUCUGGGGGAAAGCGUCGCAGCGACUCCACUCCUCACCCUCAACUUGUUGCCUUUGUUUUUAAAGUUCUGUUUUGGAAUAUCGUUUCUGAAGCUCACGCCCGCCUCCCCCCUGAGAAAGGCAGAUACCCCCACCUGUGUGUCUGACUUGCUGCAGGGGAUGUAAUCCACACCCUGCGAUCUCCCCAGGCCCACAGGAUUCCCCUUCUUUAGGGACACAGUCAGUGCUUAAUUUGUGCCAGGGCUCAGCCUUGGCAUCUCUAGGCUUGGCAGUUCAUAGCCCCGGCAUCUCUGGACUUGCCGCAUCAGUUUUGAAAGUAAAUCAUUGCUUGAGCCCCAGCACCUCUUUCACUACAAAUUAAGCACUGGUCACAGUUACCCCUGCUGGAGAGUCCAGAACUCAGCAGCUACACGCUUCCUUCCUACCCCCACCUGCUGACUAGAUUCAGGCCUGUGUGUUUGAUUUACUGUCAGAGCCACUGUUGGGGAGGGCAGUUGAGCUUUGCUUGUCACCAGGGGGCAAAUGGGGAAUCCCUGCCUCUCUCCAGAUAGCCUGUGCUUAGCACAAGGAGUAAAGGGGCAGCAUUGACCCUUUGCUGGGUAAUAUACACGCAGAGGCCCUGCAGCGAGAGGUUUAAUUUCAAUGGGGGAGAAAGAGGCAGGAGUAUAGCAUGGCGUACCUGGCUUCUGAUGUAGCUUCUGACUGUUCUAGGAAGGAGAUGCCUGCCAGUGCUUCUGGGCAUGGGGUGUUUCCGCUGUGUUAUAACUCCUGAAUAAAUGUGACUGUCCAU
Messenger RNA from Emys orbicularis (European pond turtle), 1815 nucleotides. It is a transcript of the gene KCTD17, whose product is annotated as potassium channel tetramerization domain containing 17. Bases 13 to 1014 code for a protein of 333 amino acids. The transcript has 7 exons. Gene Ontology annotation, biological process: proteasome-mediated ubiquitin-dependent protein catabolic process; protein homooligomerization; positive regulation of cilium assembly. The record is from RefSeq and is a predicted model, not a curated record. NCBI's taxonomy places the organism in Eukaryota, Metazoa, Chordata, Testudines, Emydidae. Gene Ontology annotation, cellular component: cytoplasm; Cul3-RING ubiquitin ligase complex. Gene Ontology annotation, molecular function: cullin family protein binding.